Molecule: messenger RNA, 912 nt
Organism: Penicillium brevicompactum
Lineage: Eukaryota; Fungi; Ascomycota; Eurotiomycetes; Eurotiales; Aspergillaceae
Product: pyrroline-5-carboxylate reductase family protein
Exons: 2
Coding region: 1-912 (303 amino acids)
Biological process (GO): L-proline biosynthetic process
Molecular function (GO): pyrroline-5-carboxylate reductase activity
Source: RefSeq, a predicted model, not a curated record
AUGACUGACAUUCAAAACGGAACCCUUUGCAUUCUCGGGUGUGGAAACCUGGGAAUUGCCAUUCUCAAUGGACUCAUCAAUGCGCCAUCCGAGAAAGCCAGCGAUCUACCAUUCACAAAAUACAUAGCAUGCGUGCGCAGUGAAAAUUCCGAAAAGCGGUUAUCCGACAGAUUCUCCGCUUCACUGGAUAAGAUCAGCAUCCGUCGCGGCGACAACGUCCAAGCCGUUCAGAGUGCCGAUGCGAUUAUUCUUGGCGCCGACCCGGCAGAUAUCGAAAAAGUCUUGACGCAGCCUGGUCUCCGUGAGGCACUAUCCGACAAAUUGAUCAUCAGUAUUGCGGCAGGUUGGACGAGACAAAAGCUCGAAACUACAAUUUACGGAAGUGAAACAACUACCGAGAACACCGCUGGCAGGGCCUGGGUAGUGCGCACGCUGCCGAAUAUUGCGGCUCAGGUCUCUCAAUCGCUGACGGCAAUUGAAGUCUCGGAGCCGGCGUUGCCGGAGCGAUACCUUCAGAUCACGACGUCGAUUUUUGAGCAGAUUGGCAAGGCAGUGCACAUUGAUCCGAAAUUGAUGAAUGCUACUACGGCAGUUGGGGGCUCGACGCCUGCUUUCUUCGCUGUUAUUUGUGAUGCGCUUAUUGAUGCUGCUGUGGCGGUUGGGGUGCCGAGGAAUCUGGCGCAUACUAUGAUCUUCCAGUCAAUGCAGGGUACUGCGACCAUGCUUCAGGGUGGGAUGCAUCCUGCUGUGCUGAGGGAUCAGGGCACAUCACCUGAGGGAUGCACGAUUGGUGGUUUGAUGGUGAUGGAGGAGGCUGGUGUACGGGGUCAUAUUGGACGGGCGCUUCGGGAGGCUGUUACUCUGGCUCGUUUGAUGGAAACAACGGAUCACGUUAACGAUACAAGACACUAA